UCAAAAUAACAUGGCGCCUGUUUUAAAGGCCGAUGAUUUUUGUAUCAUACGAUACAGUUCGCAAGAUCCAGUACAUAGAGCGGAGAACAUUCUUUCCAAAGGCAAGAAGUGGCUUUCCAAUAAGGAUGAUGAAUCUGGCAAAAUUGAAGCCGAGAUUCAUUUGGCAAAAUCUAUAAAAUUUGCUUUCAUUAACAUAGGUAAUGCAGGGUCUGCUAUUGUUGAACUUUUAGUCGGUAGUUCCAUGUGGUCAGCUGGUAAAAAUUUUAUAACUCUUUUACCAUCCACAAUGUUAAUGUCGCCCACUGAUAGCAAAGCAGGAAAAAAUAUGGAAGCUGUGAAGAUGUUGGACAGAGGUGUUUUCUGCAAGAAUGUGAUUGAUGAGAAAUGGGAUCGUUUGCGUGUCAUUUGUCGUCAGCCAUACACAAAGAACAAGCAGUUUGGGCUACAAUUUAUAGAUAUCAUUGCAGAUACCAAACCUGCCAAAGAGAGUCCAAAUACAAGAAGACAUCCAACUCAAUCUCUAUCCGCAUUCAAAAACAAACAGCAAGUUCAUUCGUGCCCAUCUGUCUGUGAGCCAUUGAUUGGUAACGCAACUUUACCUGGUCAUUUGUCUUCAGUAUCCGUUCGUUCCGCUGGUCUUGUUAAAGCAGCUCUAAAGGCUCAAGUUGGGAAAUUCCAAACCGAAAAGAAACACGAAAGGCGUAACUAUUAUAAACCUAUCCAAUACUCACCUUACGAAGUUGACGCCAAGCGAGAGCGACGAAAAAUUGUCCCCAGACGAAGUGCUGCUGAUAUUGAAGAAGAGGUUGAGUGUUUUCUAGAAGAUUAUGAUUUCGAGAAACUGCCUUUGGAGACAAUGACGUACAAAAAUAUGGAAAAGAAAAUGGAAGAGCAACGCCAUCGUAGAUUAACAAAAGAAGAAAAAAAGAUGUUUGUGGAGACAGUCAGCAAACACGUGAACAAUAUCUUAGCGACAAGGACAAGACCGGAUCUUAGAAAGGACGAUGAAAUUGUUGCGCGAAAGCCAAACGUCAGUGGUCAAGAAUCACGUGAAAGUAUUCCAGCUUCACCUGUCUUGCCUUAUCAAUCAAGUACAUUAACCUCUGAAGGAAUUAUGAAGUCACCUACGUCAGAUUCACUACACGAAUGCCCUCUUUGCGAAAAUUUUUUUUCGUUCGAAACUAUCGAAUUACAUGCGUCCACGUGCGAGGGUAAAGCAACACCGAAGGAAGAAACGGAAGUUGAGAAAUACGUACGUAGUCCACAUGUUGACUCAAAUAUUGUGGAUAUGAUGGAAGAGUGUAAGUCGUGUCCAGUUUGUCGCCGUAUGUUCCCUAUUUCCAUUAUACAAGUUCACACUAACGCUUGUCUUGACGCAGAAAAAUUGAAUCGUGUUGAAAACAAGCUCAAGUACUGAAUUCCUAAACUUUAUAUUAUUGCUGAGAUUUUCUUGCUUUAGGAUAAUGAAGGUCUUAGGGAGGGG
This is a messenger RNA of Xenia sp. Carnegie-2017, 1483 nucleotides long. RefSeq lists its product as uncharacterized. The record is from RefSeq and is a predicted model, not a curated record. The transcript has 11 exons. Gene Ontology annotation, molecular function: damaged DNA binding. NCBI's taxonomy places the organism in Eukaryota, Metazoa, Cnidaria, Anthozoa, Malacalcyonacea, Xeniidae. Gene Ontology annotation, biological process: base-excision repair; single strand break repair. The coding region runs from base 11 to 1417 and encodes 468 amino acids. Gene Ontology annotation, cellular component: nucleus.